AUGGCUCACGCAUCGUCUCCGGAUACUACUACGCGACCUUCGCUACCGUUGGAACUCCGUGCGGCGACCCGCGAAAAUCACCACGCCCUCAACACCCUGAUAGCCACACGCCUACUGUUAUGUCUGUCUCCUCAUGCGGACAAUCCCCUCAUCUAUGCUAAAGGCAUGGCUGCCUUUGGACAGGUCUAUUUUGCUUUUGAGGAUUUUCUCACUGCGUCUCUUGCCAGUGGUGACCAAGACCCCCGGUUCCAGGAGAUCUACAAUACACUGCAUCUGCCUCAACUUAUACGGACUAGCCGACUACAGCAAGACAUCGAGACGAUCAAGUCAAGGUUAGAAGGGUCCGCCGCGGAAGAGGUCAAUCUUCUCGAGCACGAAUCCAAAGCCUUCUAUUCGCGCAUACAGGGCCUCCUGUCUGCAAGGCCUCAUGUACUGCUAGGCUAUGCGUGGGCCAUGUACCUUGCUUUGUUCAAUGGUGGGCGAUGGAUCCGGAGGCAGCUUGUCUCGCAGGGUCCCGGCUUCUGGCAUGGACCACCCAUUCCACUGUCGUUCUGGGAGUUUGAUGGCGAUGCAACCGCGGAUUCGGAAGGCGAACAUCUGAAAGUGUUAUUUCAGGAAAGACUACUGGCCGCAGCCUCGCUCCUUCGAGACGACGAGAAGGACGACGUCAUCAAGGAAACCACUCGGUUGUUUGAGCUUUGUUCCGAGAUUGUGCACUUCCUAGACAACAAGUUAGACACAACUCCCCGCUCUCAACCCGACACUGCAGAUUCUCGUUUACGUGGUUCAUUUGGAGAGCUAUCGCCGGUUACGGCAGCUUGGCAAUACUUGACUUCAUCAUAUGAAUCUCUAAAAACGGUGACCGCGUGGGCCUGGAAUACAAAACAGCCUAGCUGGCCUAAAGCUUGA
Capronia epimyces CBS 606.96 is the source of this 909-nucleotide messenger RNA. RefSeq lists its product as uncharacterized. The record is from RefSeq and is a predicted model, not a curated record. Gene Ontology annotation, biological process: heme oxidation. Gene Ontology annotation, molecular function: heme oxygenase (decyclizing) activity. NCBI's taxonomy places the organism in Eukaryota, Fungi, Ascomycota, Eurotiomycetes, Chaetothyriales, Herpotrichiellaceae. Bases 1 to 909 code for a protein of 302 amino acids. The transcript has a single exon.